Anoplophora glabripennis (Asian longhorned beetle) is the source of this 862-nucleotide messenger RNA. Its product is annotated as pupal cuticle protein 20-like. Gene Ontology annotation, cellular component: chitin-based extracellular matrix. The coding region runs from base 20 to 799 and encodes 259 amino acids. The transcript is spliced from 2 exons. Lineage: Eukaryota; Metazoa; Arthropoda; Insecta; Coleoptera; Cerambycidae. Gene Ontology annotation, molecular function: structural constituent of chitin-based larval cuticle. The record is from RefSeq and is a predicted model, not a curated record.
UUCAACGUUCACUUUCAAUAUGAAACAAGUAGUUUUGGUAGCAAUCCUCUUUGGUUUCGCGGCCUGCGGUCGUCUCGACAGUCAGUACCUUCCACCAAACCAAGGAGGAUCAUCUGGACAAUAUUCUGGAGCUGGUCAGUACCAAGGAUCAUCAGCAGCCGGUCAGUACUCUGCACCAGGGGCUGGAGGUCACUAUUCCGCACCAGCUGCCAACCAAGUCCCCAUCCUCCGCUUGGACAACAACCCAAACGCUGGAGAUGGUUCCUACAGCUACGCUUACGAAACUGCUGAUGGUAUCGCCGCUCAGGAAGAAGGUUCUUUAAGAGGAGAAGCUCAACUCGCCCACGGAAGCUACUCUUACACUUCCCCCGAAGGAGAACAAAUUUCCAUCCAGUACACCGCCGACGAAAACGGUUUCCAACCCCAAGGCUCCCACCUCCCUACCCCACCACCAAUCCCAGAGGAAAUCCUCAAGUCUAUCGAAUUCAAUCAAGCUGAGGCAGCGCGUGGUGGAUACCAAGAAGGCCAGUACAACGAACCCCAACAGCAAUACGGUGCUCCAGCGCCCCAGCAGCAAUACGGUGCCCCCGCUGGUCCUCAACAGCAACACGGUGCUCCAGCACCCCAGCAGCAAUACGGUGCCCCCGCUGCUCCUCAACAGCAGUACGGCGCUCCAGCUGCUCCUCAGCAACAAUACGGAACACCUGCAGCUCCUCAGUACAGAGCACCUGCUCAAUCUCAGCAGCAAUACAGAUCUCCAGUUUCCUCUCAAGGGGGACAGGGAGGUUAUAGAUAUUAAGAAAGACUUGUUUUACUUGUGACUGCAUCAGUUGUAAAUACACCUUAUUUAUGAUUUUAUAAA